Messenger RNA from Miscanthus lutarioriparius, 1812 nucleotides. NCBI's taxonomy places the organism in Eukaryota, Viridiplantae, Streptophyta, Magnoliopsida, Poales, Poaceae. The record is from the annotation of a GenBank genome assembly.
AUGGUGAGCGCCAGAAUCGUCCUCCUCCUCGUCGCCCUCCUCUGCGCCGGCGCCGCGGUUGCGUCGUCCUGGGAGGACCACGACGACCACGGGGGGCACAAGUCUUGGCGAUGCGCGCGGCGGUGCGAGGACCGGCCCUGGCACCAGCGCGCACGGUGCGUGGAGCAGUGCAGGGAGGAGGAGCGUGAGAAGCAGCAAGAGGAGCGGGCCGGCAGGCACGAGCACGAGCACGAGCACGGCCGCAGCGGCCGCCGUGGCGACCGGCGCGGCGAGGGCUCGUCGGGAGAUGAGCGUGAGCGCGAGCGCGAGCAGGAGCAGGGGCGGCGGCCGUACGUGUUCGACCGCCGCAGCUUCCGCCGCGUGGUCCGGAGCGAGCAGGGGUCCGUGAGGGCUCUCCGGCCGUUCCUCGAGGCGUCCAAGCUCCUCCGCGGCAUCCGCAACUACCGCAUGGCCGUCCUAGAGGCGAACCCGCGCUCGUUCGUCGUGCCCAGCCACACCGACGCGCACUGCAUCGGCUACGUCGUGCAAGGCGAGGGAGUGGUGACGACGAUCGAGAACGGCGAGAGGCGGUCGUACACCAUCAAGGAAGGCCACAUCUUCGUGGCGCCGGCCGGGGCCAUCACCUACCUGGCCAACACCGACGGCCGGAAGAAACUGGUCAUCGCCAAGAUCCUCCAUACCAUCUCCGUGCCUGGCGAGUUCCAGUUCUUCUUCGGCCCCGGCGGGAGGAACCCGGAGUCGUUCCUGUCGAGCUUCAGCAAGAGCAUCCAGAGAGCUGCUUACAACACCUCAAGCGACCGGCUGGAGAGGCUAUUCGGGAAGCACGGGCAGGACAAGGGGAUCAUCGUGCGCGCCACGGAGGAGCAGAUCCGCGAGCUGCGGCGCCACGCCUCGGAGGGCGGCCACGGCCCGCACUGGCCCCUGCCGCCGUUCGGCGAGUCGCACGUGCACGGCCCCUACAGCCUCCUGGACCAGCGGCCCAGCAUCGGCAACCAGCACGGGCAGCUCUACGAGGCCGACGCGCGCAGCUUCCACGACCUCGCCGACCACGACGUCAGCGUCUCCUUCGCCAACAUCACCGCGGGGUCCAUGAGCGCGCCAUUGUUCAACACCCGUUCGUUCAAGAUCAGCUACGUGGCGAAAGGCGAGGGAUCCGCCGAGAUCGUGUGCCCGCACCACCACCAGUCGCAGCAGGGCGGCGAGAGCGAGCGUGGCAAGGGCAGGCGGAGGAGCGAAGGAGGAGGAGGAGGAUCCGAGGAGGAGGAGGAAGCCGGGCAGGGGUACCACACCAUCCGGGCUCGUCUGUCGCCAGGCACGGCGUUCGUGGUGCCCGUGGGCCACCCGUACGUGGCGGUGGCGUCCCGGGACAGCAACCUCGAGCUCGUGUGCUUCGAGAUCCACGCCGAGAAGAACGAGAAGGUGUUCCUGGCCGGCGCCGACAACGUGCUGAAGAAGCUGGACCGGGUGGCCAAGGCGCUGUCGUUCUCGGCCAAGGCGGAGGAGGUGGACGAGGUGCUCGGCGCGCGGCGCGAGAAGGGGUUCCUUCCUGGCCCGGAGCAGGAGCAAGAGGAGGAGCGCGGAGGACGCCACGGCGGCCGUGAGGAGAGGGAGCAAGAGGAGGAACGCGAACGCCGCCACGGAGGCCGUGAGGAGAGGGAGAAAGAGGAGGAACGCCAUGGACGCCACGGCGGCCGUGGGGAGAGGGAACAGGAGGAGGAACGCGAAGGACGCCACGGCCGCGGCCUGCCGCGAGGAGGCGGUGGAGACACUCCUGGGGAUGGCGACCGCCAGGAUGUGAGGCCGUCGCGCUGA